AAAUAAAAUAAAACAAUGGAAGACUUGCAAAAUAAUUCUUUAGCUAAUGUUUUGCCAGUGGUCAAUUUUCAAUCAGAUGACUUAAUCGAAAAGUUAAAACUUUUAAAUUAUGAGAAAACAUUAUUGAGUGAUUUGAAAAUGAAACCAUUGUCACGUUUCUACUUUGUGAAAUCUACAAAUCCAGGUGAACAAUUUUACAUGUUUACGUUGACUUGCUGGUGGCUUUGUCAAAAGUUGGGUAAAAACAUGGAACGUCCACAGGAAUACGAUGAUCCAAAUGAUGUUAUUUCGAAAAUUAUUGCAAUUCUAGAACAAAUGGAUGUUACUAUAGAUUUUACCUCAAAUAAACUUAUACGUGGUGCUGGUCAAAAUUGUAUCUUUGUACUGGACACAUUGGCUACGCAGGCCUUAAAGAUCAUGAGAUUAUCAUGUCAGAAACUGCAUAUAGCCCAAGAAGAUGAAAUUGCCAAUGAUUAUCUGGAAGAUAAUGCCGAAAUUAUACUCGAAAAAAUAGAAGAUGAACAGAACGAUGCUCUGAGUGAUGACAAUAGUGAAAUGGAUUUAAAUCAAAAUUCCUUAAGGCAGUGGGGUCUAAAAAGGCAGCAUCACUUGCCAGAACAUGAAAAUACUAGUGUGGGUGGAAACAGUUUACAAGUGACUGACAAGCUGACGGAUCAACAAACAUGGCGUUUGGAAUUUGAAGAAGUGAUGCCUCAACUAAAGGUUUAUGUAAGAAGUGAUGUAAGAGAUUGGCGGGCCCAUUUAAAUCAAAUGAAUAGCCUGAAAGAUAAUAUAACUGAGUUUACAGAAGACACACAAAUUGAGUUAAAAAAACUGCACAGCGAAUUCACUUUCAGUUUGGACAAGAUCGAGAGUCGUGAAAAACAUUUGAACAAUGAAUUACACAAUCUAAUUAUGCAAUACAAAGAUGUAUCCAUUGAAUUGUCAAAUGUACAAUAUGCCCAUACUCAGGUGCUGGAGGAAACCGAACGUUCUAUGGAUCAACUAAAGUCGGUUAUUGCUGAAAAUGAAAGUAAAAAGGCUGAAAUGGAAAGGAGAGGUCAAAUGAUGUCCGAUAGCAGUUUUGUGUUGCAGAUUAAAAAGGCGGUGUCUAAAAUUAAAGAUGAUGUGGCUCAUUUGAAUUUAGAGGUGGCUUUAUUAAUAAAUGGCAUUGAUCGUGAUAUUUUAAAAAGAACUGGUCCGGGCAUUGAAAUGGAAAAGUUCAUAUAAAACA
Molecule: messenger RNA, 1234 nt
Organism: Calliphora vicina (urban bluebottle blowfly)
Lineage: Eukaryota; Metazoa; Arthropoda; Insecta; Diptera; Calliphoridae
Gene: IFT57
Product: intraflagellar transport 57
Exons: 4
Coding region: 16-1230 (404 amino acids)
Biological process (GO): non-motile cilium assembly; intraciliary transport
Cellular component (GO): Golgi apparatus; centrosome; intraciliary transport particle B
Source: RefSeq, a predicted model, not a curated record